UGUUGUGCCACCCCAUUCAUGUUUGAAAUUAUGAUUGACAGUAAUGUUAUUGUAUUAUUAAAAUGGAUCAACCAGAAUUUAAAUUUCAAAAUAUAUGCCGUGCAUGUAAAAUAGAAAAUAGUGAAAUGUGUUCAAUUUAUGAACAGGAUUUAAUUGAUAACAACAUAUCGACAUCAUUAACAAUAACACCUGCAGACAUGUUAAUGGCAUGUACAUCUGUCAAAGUCACCCAAAAUGAUGGAAUGCCCCGUAAAAUUUGUAUAAAUUGUAUAAAUAAAUUAAAAUCAGCAUUUAUAUUUAAAAAACAAUGUGAAGAAACCGAUACAUUCCUACGACAGUGUUUAGUAUCCGGUACAGUUAUUAAAACGGAAGAAUGGAAUCAAAAUCAUUUGUUUAAUGAAUUGUUAACGGAUACGGAAGGACAACCUCAAAAUAAUAAUGAUAUUAAGUUAGAACCAUUAGAUAAUAGUUUUGAAAGUAGUUUAUUGAAACGGAAACGUGGACGACCAAAGAAACAUGAUGAGACAACGGAUUCUGAUUUUAAGGGUAUAUUAGAUAAUAUUAGCAAGGAAGAUCCAGAUAAUCCAAAAAUUGAGACAAGCAAACGUGGCCGUUCACGAAAAUCCAUGGUAAAAUAUGAAGAAGACAAUUUUAGUGAUUCACAUUACGAUUUUGGUGAUGUUGUCGAUCCAACAGAUCUAUUGAACAGCACACUUAGCGGUAGUGAUAAUGAUCCAGAAUGGACUGUUUCAGAUAACGAAAUAAUCGUAAAGAAAAAUGAAUCAGAUGAAGAAGAACCCACCAUAGCAUCCACAAACGAACGGAAAAAACGUGGCCGUCCAAAGAGUGAACAGAAAAUCUAUGAAUGUACCCAAUGUGACAUGAAAUUCAAGAGCAAAACAUAUUUACGACAACAUGAAACUAGUACGCACGACGAUACGUUACCAUUUAUGUGUGAAAUAUGCCCGGAGAAAUUCGCACGACGCGAUUAUUUAAUUGAUCACACAAAAGGUCAUUUAAAUGAUUUAAGUUGUGAUAUUUGUGAAGAAAAAUGCGAAACAGUGGAACAAUUAACGAAGCAUAAACUCACCAAACAUUCGAUAACAGAAUCGACAACGUUAAAGAUUCGUAAUAAAAGCGAUAAAGAAAAAUAUAAAUGUGAUACAUGUGAGAAAUUAUUUAGUUCACCGAAACAUCGAGAUAAUCAUAUCUAUUUGGCGCAUAAUAAAAUUUAUUAUUGUAAAACGUGUACGGUACCGUUUCGGGGUCGUGAAGCAUUUUAUAUACAUAAUACACGGAGUAAUGAGUGCUCGAAAAAACAUUUAUGUCCGGAUUGUGGUGCACGAUUUUCAGCUACGUCUGCAUUAAAAGUACAUAUACGCCGUCAUCGUGGCGAAAAACCUUUUAAGUGUCAAUAUUGUGAAAAAGGUUUUUCACGGAAAUUUGAUUUAAUCACACAUGAAACAAGACAUCGAGGUGAAAAAAAUCAUUUAUGCACGAUAUGUGGAAAGGGCUUUAAUAGACGUCAUAUGUUAACAAUACAUAUGCGCACCCAUACUGGUGAAAAACCUUAUAAAUGUAGUUAUUGUGAUGCAGCAUUUACACAAAAUAAUGAUUUAAAGACACACAUACGACGCCAUACUGGUGAACGUUUUAUUUGUGACAUUUGUAAUGAAAAGUUUUUAAUGCAUUAUCUACUAUCGAAACAUAAACGUGUUGUGCAUGGUAUCAACAUACCACCAGCGAAACCAAUACUAGAACGUGUUCCUGUCCAACAAUCACCAACUGAUAGUAAUCAAACAUAAAUAUUUAUUUAAGACACAUCAAAAUCUGAUUUAUAUUUUUUGGUACGAGAGCUGUAGAGAGAUGUUUUUUAAGAGUGAAUUUUAAAAUGCCUGAAUUUUGGAUAAUACUUAUUGAAAUUUGACAGAGAUGGAAUACGUCUUGAACCUGUAAGCGGUUGUGUUUUCUAACGUGUAAUGCUCGUUACUGUUCCACAAAGAUUUGAAUACGUUUUUUUUUUCAAAUUAAUUUAACAAUAUAUAGCGCGAUGUUAGCUGUCUGGAAAUUAUAAUUUAUAUUGCUACAAGGGCAUGAAAAAUAUGUCUUUAGGGGAUGUGAACUCGUAAACGCAACCGCUGUUAGAUGACAAACUUCAUCAUUACCUAUUUUCAAUAAGACAAAAAAAUAUCCAAAAUCCAGUCGAUCUGAAAUCAACUUUUUCGUGACGUUGCCAGCCAAAAGCCGAUCGUGGCAAACACUCCCUAUUAACACCAAAGCUUGCUGACAAAUUCUGGAUAAUUUACAUCACAAUUUUAUAAAAUACAUUACAAGACGACGAGUUUUGUUUUAUUUACAUCACUUAUUUGCCCAGUAAAAACUUUAAAGAAAAUUUUAUGUUUGUCAGAUGUCACUGGAAAGAGGAUAUCGCAUCUAAUUUUACCACAAGUGAUAUGAAUAAUUUACUUCAAUAGGAAAAGAAAAUUGAAGAAGAGGGUGUGGAAGUUUGACUGAAGUAUGUUUUGUGAUUUACGUUCAUCUAAACAAAAAUUUGGCUUCUAAAAUAUUAAGAGCUAAAACUGUCAAAUUUUUAUCGUGUCUUAGUUUUGCUAAAUCGCUAUCGUAACGUUUCCACCCUUGAGGAUCACCACCCUUCAUAGAAAUUGUAGGUUAUGUUACCAUCAACUUUAUAUAUAUAAUAAUUACAUACACGACUGUUGUUUUUACCAAUAUUACGUCACCAAAAUGGCGUUUUUGCGUGUUUAUUUUGCCGAAAUAUAUUUUUUUGUGACUUUUGAUUAGGAAAAUAAACAUUUUGAAGUAAUUUUUCACACAUAGAAUAUUCUAUUAUUAAUGCAAAAAAUCCAAGCUACGACGAAAAUUUGACAGAUCAGACUCUUGGGUGUUUAGACUCAGUUUGACUGAAAAUUUUAUUCUAUAUUUUUGGGAAUUUUGUACCAAUUGAGAAUAGUUUUUGAAUUUGUAAAUUCUGAAUGUUGCGUUGAUAUCCAUUUCCAGGAUUUCUAUUGCAAACAUUCAAUU
Messenger RNA from Chrysoperla carnea, 3042 nucleotides. RefSeq names its product zinc finger protein 570-like. The coding region runs from base 63 to 1805 and encodes 580 amino acids. NCBI's taxonomy places the organism in Eukaryota, Metazoa, Arthropoda, Insecta, Neuroptera, Chrysopidae. Gene Ontology annotation, biological process: regulation of transcription by RNA polymerase II. Gene Ontology annotation, molecular function: RNA polymerase II cis-regulatory region sequence-specific DNA binding; zinc ion binding; DNA-binding transcription activator activity, RNA polymerase II-specific. The record is from RefSeq and is a predicted model, not a curated record. The transcript has 5 exons. Gene Ontology annotation, cellular component: nucleus.